Anopheles coustani is the source of this 7922-nucleotide messenger RNA. It is a transcript of the gene cyst, whose product is annotated as rho guanine nucleotide exchange factor 18. The transcript has 22 exons. Gene Ontology annotation, biological process: regulation of Rho protein signal transduction. Lineage: Eukaryota; Metazoa; Arthropoda; Insecta; Diptera; Culicidae. The coding region runs from base 1337 to 5383 and encodes 1348 amino acids. Gene Ontology annotation, molecular function: guanyl-nucleotide exchange factor activity. The record is from RefSeq and is a predicted model, not a curated record.
GAAAACUUAAAAACAAGUGAAAUAUAGGGCAAAACAACAUAAAAACAGGCGAAAUUACUUAUAUUUGGCAUAAUUGCGGAAAUAUUUGCUAUGCUGACUUUUGCUUCGACGUUUAAUUCUUUCUCUCGGAAAAUCAGUACGACAAUGGUUUGACGAUAGGCAAUUCAGUUUAUUACUAGACCAACUAUAGGGCUUUGGUUAUCAAUAGGAAAGAAUACUAUUUGAAAUUCUUUUUCGAUUCAGUUAAAUACAUAGUCCAAUAGGAAAUGGUAAAUAUUAGGAAGCUAACAGGGAAAAUAAUUAGCGAUAGCUGAUCCAAUCGGCCUCGUUGCGAACCGGCGUACAUUAGUGCCACAUCAGCGACAUUGCGAAACCUGUUGAGUAGUUACACAAAUCAUUAGGAAAAUUAUUCAAACGUAUUUGUUGCUAGAAUAGACCUUUUUCUCGUCAUGACGGACGACACCUUCUGCGCAUUUUGUACCGUGUCCUGAAUAUUGCUUAGAGAAGCAGACGAAGGCUUGCUGUGCUCCUGUGGCUGUAUUUUGUUACUUCCAGCCAUCUUAAGCGUGGAAUGUUCGAGACCAUUUUCACGCUGAAACGAAACCGAGUUUAUCUUUGGGGUUGCGUACCACAAUUCAUUGUCAGUGCAGGUUGUUUGAGGUUAGGGCCAAAGAAGGCAAUACUUACGGAAGUGUCCAGUGUGCUUUGUGCCAUCGUUACCGCGGACUGUAAAGUGAUGGAUGGAGGAACAGAUGAGGCGUGUUGUGCCUUUGCAACGCGCCAGUGCUUGUCGUAUCGUAUGCCGAAGAGCACGAUGAAGUACUCCAUUAGUGCGAAGAACACAAACAGCGUACAGGAUAUGAGCCACACCUAGGAUGAUGAAAUGUAAUAUCGAAUCGCGAUGUUCAAAAAUAGAAAUAGCGGUUCAGUUCGUCUUCCUACCUCAAGGCACUUGAGCUCCAACGCAUCCGCUGCCUGAUAUACAGAUCCGGAACCCAUAUCAUGUCUCGGUCGGCCUUCGUUAGCUCUACGUAUUCACCGACCAUACUCGCCAUGACCGGCUGCACGCGCAGAUCCUCCCAGGUGAUUUGCAGGAAGACAUCGAAGGAUAUUUCCUGCAAAUGAAGACGAUGAAAAUGACACCGAUUUGGUAAUUGAUUAUCUGAGCGAAGAUCAGUUUCCUACCGCAAAAUGCGUGGAACCGACGGCCAGAUUGCAAACCAUUGAAAUCUGUAGCGAUUUGAAAACGGGCGGUGAAAACGUCAUCGUCGGCUCUGGAGGCAUAAACGAUAGCAACAACAGCAGCAGUGAUACGGCCACAAAUAACCACAGCAACAUGGUGCCAAUCAUUAGUGUUACCCCGCACAGUCCGGGGGCCAAGUUUAAUUUUCUCGAGGACACUCUGAGCCAACUGCAAUGUCUCCGGGAGAGUGUAGCACACAUGAAGAAUUCUACGCUACAAGGAGCUGCUACGGGCGGAAUCGGAGCCCUGGGGGCAACGGUUUCCUCCUCAAAGCUAUUCUCAUCCUGCCCUUCUCUUCCUGACCUAACUAUAUCAAACCCAAUCAACGUUUGGCCCCAUCAUCACGUGCUGUACGGGUUAAACAAUGAUCGAAGAAAAUCCUGGACGGCAAUCGAGGAUCUGACCGAGUGCACAAAAUCAUCACAUAAAAGCGUUAGCUUGUCCAGUUUGGACAGUGAAGAGCAGGAAUCGCUUCGAGCUGCGGAACGUUUGCACAAUCGCACCAGCAGGAACAGCACCGGCGGAAUUUCCACCCAUUCUCUAAAUGAGGCCGAAUUAGCGAGGGAUUUUGAAAAAGUGGUUGCGAAGCGUAAUCUCGUGCCAGUGGUUCCGAGAAUACCUCUUCAGAAAAGUAUAUCCACACCAUCAAUAGCGCCAGUGCGAAAUCAAACUGCCAAGGAAGACAACAUCGCAUCCGAGGAGUACACGGAACAUCAUGAAAAGCGCAGAAAACGAGGCUCCUUGUUUUUCCGCAAGAAAAAGGAUAAAGCCAAAACAAAAGGACAAUCUUCUGCAUGCGAUGCGUGCGGAGCUACAAUAAAUCUGGCCACAUACAAAGAGCAUGCAGUAGAGUGUAAAGCCAAAAUAGCGAAGAAAUAUUUUCAAGCACAGCCGAAACCUAGCUCCAACAAGAAGGGCUCCGCCAACAGCCACAAUUCCUCGCAACACGAUGAUCAGGGUAGAGACUAUUAUGAUGGCAACGUGCAUAAUGAUAACGCUAACUACCCGGACGAUGUUCCACUGAUAAGGGAUGAGUUUCUGCACGAAGCCCCCAUCGGCCCACAUGAUCUUGGUGCCGAUCCCAUCCUUGGUGUUGCGAUCGAUGAGCAUGACUCGUGGAGCCCCAGCGUCCCCAAAGAGGUAGUGAAAGCAUUGAAGGAUAAGCAGGUUAAACGGCAAGAGCAUAUAUACGAGUUUAUCAUGACUGAGAAACAUCACGUUCAAACGUUACUAGUCAUGCAGAAGGUGUUUGUAGAGAGUCUGCAGAAGCACUUCAGUCACCUCAACCUGGAACGCAUGUUUCCCCGCCUAGUGGAGCUGACUGAGCUACAUACGGGGUUUUUGCGAAAGCUGCGGUUGAAGCAGCGUGAGCACCACGUCGUCGACAGCAUCGCGGACAUAUUGGUGGACUUUUUCUCCUCAAUGUCGGCCCAAAAGCUAAAGAACGCCUACGGGGAGUUCUGCUCGAACCAUCGCUCGGCGCUCGACACAUUCAAGUGUUACAUGACCGGCGAUAACAUCUUCGCCGAGUGGUACAAGCACUGUCAGCAGAACCCACUGCUGAAGAAGAAGGGCAUUCCGGAGUGUAUCUUGUUCGUGACGCAGCGUCUCACCAAGUAUCCGCUGCUUAUUGAUCCACUGUUAAAAAGUUCACGGGAGGACAAGAUCGAGCAAGAGAAACUGCAGAAAGCCAUGUCGCUGGUGAAGGAAAUAUUGGUCGAUGUGGACGCACGGGUGGCCGACAAGGAGAAGGAGGAUCGUCAAUUAGAAAUCUUCAAACGUAUCGAUGCAAAGUCCUGUGCUAUAUUUAAAAAGGAUAAAUUCAAGAAAUCUGACAUCAUAUCAUGCAAUCGUAAACUAAGAUUCGAAGGUGUGGCCACCCUCAUGCAAGGUAGAUCCAAAAUGCAAACCGUACUGGUGGUUGUUCUGUCGGAUUGUUUGUUUUUCCUGUUGGAAAAUUCGCAUAAAUAUUCUUUCUUCACUCCGGAGAAUAAGGCGGGUGUUGUGUCACUGCAGAAGCUGUUGAUACGCGAAAAGGCCGGAACAGAAUCCAGAGGAAUCUACAUUAUCUCCUCCAACCCGGCGUAUCCGGAAAUGUACGAGCUUAAAGUGCAGAAUCCCAAGGAUAAGAACGUCUGGAUUCAGUCGAUACGCGCUGCUGUUAUCGAUUGUCCAUCGGAUGAGUCUGAAACCGAAGACUACAUGAGUAUGGAGCAUAGGCAGAAGAUGAUAGACCUAAAGCAGGCGAAUAUUCGUGAGAUAAUAUGUAAAAUGCGCCAAAAGGAUUUCGAACAGGCGAUACUGCUGGAGGAAAAAAUUGCACUGCAACUGAGCUUGUUGCUGGAUAACGAGCAAAAUGCGGAGCAGCUCGGUCCCGCCGUCGAGUCCUUCAUUUCAAACUACGGAUCCUAUCGGGAUCUCAUCUCCGACGACUGUGAUACUAUAGAAAUAUGGAAACGGGUGUUGAACUCCAUUCAAGAAAUUAGCUCUCUGGCAUCAUCACUGUACACGGCCGCCACGGGAUUGCCCCUAUCCCGGUCUAGCAGCUCCGUUGGCGAACGCCAGAGUGAACUCUUCAUCUCACCGACACUUCCGAAGCGAGCCGAAACCUUCGGCGGGUUUGACGAACGGCGCAACAAGCAACUCCUCGCUAGCGGCGUAGGAGGAGGUGGCGGUGGGAUUGGUGGGGCUACGUUGAUGACUACUGCUCACUCGCGAGAUGCCGUGCUUUCGACGCUUUCAGCCGGAUAUUUCACUAACCGUGAAACGUACGAAAAACGGGGCGAACAUCACACGAACGUCGUUCACCCGUCUCCGGCUGAUCUCGAGGCGGCGCUUAUGCUGGCCAAUCCACACCACGGUGGGCCAAAAGUUCUGGCUGGUGCUGGAACGGGUACCGGCGGCACGGGAGGAAGAGGAUCGGAAGGCAGCAUCAUCACAUCCGAUUUAGCCAAAGAUCAGAACUAUGCAGCACUGCACGUCUCGCACCAUUUGCACACCCUGCUCUGCAUUAUAUCGCAGCAAAUGACAACCAUUCAAAGUCUGCAGCAUCAGCUGAACAGCUUUCGCGAGAACCCUAAAACGCUGUAUCGUCACAACGAUCAGCUGGAGGAGCUGCGCAAUCUGCAGGACAAGUUGCAGGAGGAGAAGACCGCUUGGCAGAAGCAGAAGGAGCAGGAAGAGCGUGAGCUUGAAGAAACCAAAAAGUCUCAGAAGGCACUGCAGGAACAAAUACGGGCCGAACAGGAAGAUAUCAAGCAGCAGCGUGAGCAACUUUACCGCAAGAUGGAGAUUUUGUCCAGUCAAGGAUUGUUGCUCUCACCAAGCGUUGCACUGCCGAUACCGACCGGGAUGGUUUCGUCGAUGGAGGAUACUCAAAGCGUCAGUGAAGAGCACCACGUAGACAGUGCGUUUGGGGGAGGUGUGGGGGCAUCAAUGAUUGGAUCUUCGGUUACGAUUGAUCGGAAGAAGGACAAGUGGCGAACAGCGAGCAUAACCAAAACACCACCGGCAAACCUAGUGAGUGCAACGAAUGCGGCCAAAAUUAAUGCCACUAGCAUAAAGCAGCAGCUUCCGCUUAAGUUGUCAUCAUUGUCAAGCUCGAAGCCAGCGUCCACACAAAGCAAUUCCGUGAUGUCACCUAACAACGGAAAUCUUGUACAUGCCACUACUGGUGGUGCUGGGGUAACACAAAUGUUUCCUCUAAAGCUUGCUGACAAGAAGAUCUCCUCCAGUACGCCAAAUCAUUCACGAACUGGCAGUAGCCCUGCAGUAAUACAACAGCAAAUACAAGUACAAUCUGGCAAUCCCGCAACAAGAACAAAUACCUACCCUAAAAUCCCGGAGCGGUUCCGGCUGAGAAGCACCGACAACUAUCCUUCUCCAUCGAGUACCGGUUCCAAUUCACCCGCGCCCCCCUCACCGUAUCAGUAUUCUCCGUCAACGCCACAAUCCAUGGGAUCGGCGUCGACGCCUCCCUUGGUGCCCAGUAGAAACUCGGCCCCGCAGGAACACGGCGCCUUACACACGUCGUCUCCGAUUACCUCCCGGCACUCGAGCCUGCAAUCGUCUCCGAAGCCGGCCGAAGGCAGUGGCAGCAAUAAUAACAAGCCCAAAGAAGAAGAGGUCAUGUACUUUUGAUACACAACGCCGGUAGAGGUGGAGAUAUAAGGAGACAGCGAUGUGAAUGAACUGCCGGCCCCGGGAACGUCGUUUAAUUCCUCUUUGUAUCUUCUUAUGCGUGAGUAGCCUUUUCAUCCUUCUUUACUGUUAUUCCGAAUUCAAUUCAAGGGCAUACGAUCUUUCAACAAAGAUCGAAACAGAGUCGGGAGCGGCAUAGAAUGAUGGAAGAAUUUUCAAAAGAUUAUGAUGUUUAUCACACGAGUAACGGUACUUAAUUCUUAAAUUAUGGCCUAUAGAAGUAUUUUAUGUGAAGUUUAGAAACAACAAGCUAGGUAUGGAUGUUCGAUUAAUGUCAAAUAGAUGUGCUAAACAGGUGUAAUGCAUCCUUGCGAUAUAAAAUGUUGUUGGCAAAUGUUUGACGAUGGUUGUAACGAAAGGAACAAUGGUGAUACAAGGAUGAUACUGAUGCACGUUUAACGCAUAUUCUAUGUAUUUUAUAGGCAAGUUAUGCAUUCAUAUUGAUAUUUACCGCGUUAAUUCAUCUAACCUUUAAAUCAGUUGCAUAUUACUACGCGCCCUUCCUGCGACGGGACAGAUCGCUUAUAAGCGACAGACGUCAAAAACUGUUACAUUUCGCUGCGCUGAUUCAAUUUUCAAACGAAUCGUUUUUCUUCGUUAACGUUGAAUUUUAAUACUGCCUUUUAUGCAUUUUUAACGAAAUAUUUUUCCUACGACACACUACCUAAGCACAACUACUUAUGAAUAAUUAAACUAAUGUUGGUUUACUGAUACUGUGAUGAAGUUUUUCGCUCGGUUUGUCGAAGUGGGACCAAUCGUACUGCUUCGAAUGAAAUCGAAUUCUCUCUCUGAUACGAACUAUAUCUUUCAUUUUUCGUCCACAAUAGCCGGUGUAGAUUUGAACUUUGUAUUUAAACGCGUGACACUGUAAGACUGUACUAAAAAUAGAGCAAACAAUGCAGAUUGUAUUUAGAGUAUGAUUGUUAGCUACAGAGAAGUAAAAGUUUUGUUCACAGUACUAUGCAAAACAAAUGGGAAUAGUAGGCCAAGCAGUGUAGUAGAGCUCUGUUUAUAAUGAAUGCUGUUACGGAAUGGAAACAAACUCAAUGACACUUGUGGACAAUACGGCAAAGUAAUAUCAUACCUUCCCUAUUUACUUUCCCGAAGAAGAGAACCGAUCCUGUUAAAUGUAUCACCAGUAUUUUAUGUGAUGAAAAAAACACUACAGAAAAGUUUGCUUCACCUUUAAACCAGUUUGUCAUAAGCACAGUCGUUUUCGCUGCAAUUCACUUCUUCCGUUGCAGCUCUGCGAGCAAAACCGUCAACAUGGUGUGCGAUUCAAAUGUCAGUUGUGUAAAAGAAACCUGUUAGUGAAGAAAUGCGAAAGCAAAUCCCUCAAAACUAAAAUGCUCUGUUUAGCUAACUUCUUGACAAUACAAUACAAGUAAAAUGAGUUUUUAAAUGAAUAAUAUUAACAAUGAAACAAUGUUAUGAAUACAAAAAAAAAACAAACAAUCAUAAAUAACAUUACGAGAACAAAAUCCAGUUUAGCACAAAUGUGUAGAGAGUUUGUGGUGGAUAGAAUAAGGGAAGGAUCGGUAACUGUCAAGAAACUAUACAAAACACAUUUACUGCAGAUAUGAAACCGACAGGACUGACCAGCGAAGUCCUCACUUAAUUCACCUUUACGUGAAACACGAAUGUGCAUGCCUGUGUAAAACUGCGUAAAUAAUCCGUGGCAGGAUAACAGAACAAAGUACCACUCUUAUAUACACCAUAGAUACGUGUAGAUUAUCAGAGACUUAUUUAGUGUCGAGGAGAUAAAGCUCUAUUUUUAUUGAACUAAAUACAUAUAAAUAUAUAUUAGCAUAUGUAUAUAUUUACGUAUAUAUAUGUAUGGGGCUGUAUAUAUAUAAAUAUAUAUGUGGCUGUAUAUAUAAUUAACAGACUAUAAUAUGAAAAAGACUAUAAACUGCUCAAUCACUUUACAUAAUAUUGAUAGCAAGUAACAUGUAACUGCAUUUCGCCAAGAUUGUUAACAUUCCUUCCUAUAUAUGACCUUCUUUCCUUGUGUAGUAUAUUACUACUUCAUACAAUGAAACACUUCUUUUAUCAUAUCGAUCUACAGAUGAAAAUCAGUAAUGGAAAAUAAUCAGUUUUAUUAUAGAUGCCUUACAUGUACAUGUUAUGUGUCUCGAAACAGCGGUGUAUCUUAGGUUCCGUCUGCAAUCAGUAUGAUAAUAAAUCCUGUAUAUGCUGUGUAACAGAUCAUUUUCCUUUAUAUGCAGUGGAUAAAUGCUGCGGUUUAGAUGAUAAACAUUCCGUAAAAUAGACUUUAUCUUUUUUAUCACUACACAAAUGGAAGAGUAAAAGAUUGUUUUAAAAAUUCGCGCGUCAUGUGUACCUAUCAACUCUCGAGAAAACAAUGUUGUGGAUUUUGCCCCUUUCAUACAAGACGGUAGUAUUUCAACGAAUCUGUUUUUUAUAUACCAUGGCAGUAGUAAAAUGUUUUAAAAAAUAAAAGAGAAAGCUAAACGUA